Amaranthus tricolor (Joseph's coat) is the source of this 791-nucleotide messenger RNA. RefSeq lists its product as uncharacterized. Lineage: Eukaryota; Viridiplantae; Streptophyta; Magnoliopsida; Caryophyllales; Amaranthaceae. Bases 193 to 480 code for a protein of 95 amino acids. The record is from RefSeq and is a predicted model, not a curated record. The transcript has a single exon.
AAUUCGGAAACCAUUGGCACAACGUAACUUGCCCCUGGUUUUCUCAUCUUCCGCUCGCUUUCCCUUCAUCUAUAAAAAAACCCACAUUCCAAUCUUCCAACAAACCAAUUUCAUCUUUCAAAAUCUCACAAUUUCUUCAUCAAAUCAUCCAUUUACAAUCAAAAUCAUAAUCAUAAACCUAAAAAUCACAAAAUGAAGGGAGGUGCAGCAAAUGCAUGUAAAUCAUACAUAGUAGCAACAAGUAUGGCAACAGUAGAAGCUCUAAAAGAUCAAGGAUUCGCUCGUUGGAAUUAUCCUUUAAGAUCGCUUCAUUAUCGUCUUAAAACUAAUCUCAAAUCUACAUUUUCUCAAUCUUCUAAAGCUGCUUCUUCUUCGUCAAUGGCUUCUGAGAUCGCCAAAACAACGAUUCAAUCAACAGAGAUGAAUAUCAAGAAAGUUAUGGAGAUCGAUUGUUUUGGUCCUUCUACCGUUCGAUUUUAAGAUCAAUUAUAGCAAUUUUACUAUUAGGUUUUUGGUUUCCCCAAUUCUGUUGAGGUUUCAUUUCAUAUGGUCGAGAUUACUCGAGAAACUAUUGUGUGUACUUACUACUUCGUCCACACUAAAAUUAGAGUUGUGAUUCAAUGUUACUCUAUAUGAAUGUUAUCCUUCCCUUAUAAGAACGUAAUUAAUUUGUUUGUGUUGUGUUUGAUUUAAAAUGUUAUCACAUUAAAAACAAAUUAUUGAAACUGAUCUGUAGUUCUACAAAAAUUAUUGACUUUUAUUCAACUUAUUAAUCCAUUUAGUUUUUACAU